AUGAACCGACCAGGUUUUGGUCGGACUUCACCGUCCAUGAACUUCUCUUCGAGGGAUGUAGGAAACGGAUGCUCAAACCCAGAUCUCAGCGAGGAAGACAUUGACAAUCUACAGUUUGAGCUCACAAAGGUAGAGGAUGAAAUUCAGACCUUGCGGCAGGUGCUUUUGGCUAAAGAACACUAUGCAGCAGACAUCCGGAGACAGCUGGGUUUGAGUCCCAUGAGUAACAUGAAACAGAACCUGUCCAAAGGCUGGCAUGAAGUCCAGACGUCAUCCCCAUACCUCACAGCCUCUGCCACGUUGGAGGACAUCAGUAAUUCUAAUGUAUGUAUGAGGACCCGGGAGAGUCUUUCCUACGCAGGUCAGGUCACAUCGUCUGCGUUGUCCAGUGUGGGAGUUGUCAUCACCAGGAGACUGACAGAGAUGAGAGCUCUGCCUCUUCCUGUCCCACCACGCACCCUGACCCACACAAUGAGCGUGCCGUCUAUGAGACACUCCUCUACAUUCAAGUCUUUUGAGGAAAUGGUCGGCAAUGUGAAGGAGAAGGUGACCAGCGGUUUGUCUAAUAGCAGAGACACCUCCGGCUUUGAAAGAGGAUCCUCACGUCACACCACAUGAGAUCGCCCCAUUCAACACACCGCUAUAAUUUUUCAUACUUUGUAAAGUUAUGAAAUAAUGUUCUU
Messenger RNA from Scomber japonicus (chub mackerel), 683 nucleotides. RefSeq names its product tumor protein D54-like. The record is from RefSeq and is a predicted model, not a curated record. NCBI's taxonomy places the organism in Eukaryota, Metazoa, Chordata, Actinopteri, Scombriformes, Scombridae. Gene Ontology annotation, cellular component: cytoplasm. The transcript has 9 exons. The coding region runs from base 1 to 618 and encodes 205 amino acids.